AUGUCUUCUCCAAAAAAUUCAUUAAUCAAAUUAAUUGUAGGAGCUGGUAAAGCCGCCCCAACUCCACCAGUAGGUCCAGCAUUAGGUUCCAAAGGUGUUAAAGCAAUUGAUUUCUGCAAACAAUUCAACGCAAAAACUGAGGCCUAUCUUCCAGAUACACCGAUCCCAGUACUGAUUACAGUAAGACCUGAUAGAUCUUUUAAAUUUGAAUUGAAAUCUCCUCCAACAGGGUUUUUAUUAUUAAAGGCACUUGGCAAAGAAAAGGGACAUGGGAAAACAAAUAUUUUAAAUAAUGAAGGAACUUUGGGAGAAUUAUCAUUAAAACACGUUUAUGAAAUUGCUAAGAUAAAAAAAACUGAUACAAGACAUAGCACACUACCAUUAGAAGGUAUUAGCAAAUCGGUAGUAGGUGUGGCAAGAAGUAUGGGCAUUAAAAUAGUACCUUAG
Henningerozyma blattae CBS 6284 is the source of this 447-nucleotide messenger RNA. RefSeq names its product mitochondrial 54S ribosomal protein uL11m (gene MRPL19). Gene Ontology annotation, cellular component: ribosome; mitochondrial large ribosomal subunit. Bases 1 to 447 code for a protein of 148 amino acids. The record is from RefSeq and is a predicted model, not a curated record. Gene Ontology annotation, biological process: translation. NCBI's taxonomy places the organism in Eukaryota, Fungi, Ascomycota, Saccharomycetes, Saccharomycetales, Saccharomycetaceae. The transcript has a single exon. Gene Ontology annotation, molecular function: structural constituent of ribosome; large ribosomal subunit rRNA binding.